AUGAAGUCACUUUCUGGAACAUCCGCUUUGUCUGUCAUCAAGCCAACGCAGUCAGUCACUCUUUGGCUUGCUCUGCUUCCCAAGGUCUCGAUUCACCGUCACGUCCCACCAUCGGGCCUGGGGAACCUAAAGGACACGUUUGUCUCUCUAAGGCAUUACGAUAACAAGCUGACGCACAACGAAAUGGGCAUACAGGCACUUGAGGAGGUCAUUGAGGAGGCCUUUGACCAGUUUUGUAGAGGUGUGAGCUCUUAUGGACCAUACCGGGACCACGUCCUGGACUAUUACGAGACUAGCUCGGUGAUGCCCCCUGAGGUCCUGUUCCUAAGGUAUGAGGAAAUGAUGGAGAAACCCGGUGAGCAAAUGAAGAGAAUGGAUGAUUUAUUGGGCUUCCCAUUCUCGGAAGACGAGGAGGCCAAUGGCGGGGUUGAUGAGAUCUUGAGGCUCUGCAGCUUCGAUAAUCUGAGCAACCUGGAGGUGAAUCAGACAGGGAAGCUCUGGACAGGGAUGGAGAACGAGUUUUUCUUCAGAAAGGGUGACGUAGGAGGCUGGGUGAACUCUCUGACUCCUGAGAUGAUCGAACGGCUCGACCACACCCCUGAAGAGAAACUAGGCAGCUCAGGCUUAAAGCUCUAG
This is a messenger RNA of Punica granatum (pomegranate), 636 nucleotides long. The record is from RefSeq and is a predicted model, not a curated record. Lineage: Eukaryota; Viridiplantae; Streptophyta; Magnoliopsida; Myrtales; Lythraceae.